Leucoraja erinaceus (little skate) is the source of this 1195-nucleotide messenger RNA. RefSeq lists its product as uncharacterized. The transcript is spliced from 3 exons. Lineage: Eukaryota; Metazoa; Chordata; Chondrichthyes; Rajiformes; Rajidae. The coding region runs from base 274 to 1128 and encodes 284 amino acids. The record is from RefSeq and is a predicted model, not a curated record. Gene Ontology annotation, molecular function: protein binding.
UCCCCACGCAUUUCAAUCCACCGAUAAUAUUAAAUUCUCUCAUCAUUCCUGACAUCUUCUCCAGAUGAAAUCCCACGACCUGCCCAGUCUUUUCAUUAAGUUCCAUCCUCUCAGUUAUGACGUCAUUCUCAUGAACAUUCCUUGUGCUUUCCCCCAUCGUUCUACAUCUCUGCGACAAUAUCCGCUUUCUCUCUGCAUGACAGUGGCGAUAAGAGUUGGGAAAUGGGAAUUAUCAGAGGGUUGUAGAAAUUUGGUGAAAUUCCCACUGUCGGGAUGAGGACGGUUCACCUCAGUCAAUUGAGAUUUGUGUUUUAUUUCUUUCAGGAGGAAACUGGUCGCAAGCAAAGGGUUCGUGAUGAAGCCAAACCACUGUCGGUGGUAGAUGAAGCCUUGCCGAUUGAAAAGUUUCAUUGCUCUGUUUCGUUCAACACAGCACUCAAAGAAACAUCUGAUGAUUUCAGGCAAGUCUCCGUCACCCUGGAUGUGGAAACAGCGCAUGCGCAGCUCGAGGUGUCUGAGGAUCGGAAGAGGGUGAGAUGGACCGGGACCGAGAGGAGUCUCCCUGACACCGGGAAGAGGUUUACAGGCAGGGCGUGUGUGCUGGGAUCGGAGGGAUUCACAUCGGGGAGACAUUACUGGGAGGUGGAGGUGGCGGGGAGUGAGUGCUGGAGUCUGGGAGUCGCCGCAGAGUCUGUGGAGAGGAAGGGACGGGUCACACUGACCCCGGAGACUGGAGUCUGGAGCAUCUGGCGGUGGGUGACGGGUUUGAUGCAUUCACCUCCCCUCCAUCCCGUCUCCCCGCCCGUCCCAUCACCGGGAGGGUGGGAGUUUAUCUCAGUUACGAGUCCGGGACAGUUUCAUUUUACGACGCGGACACCAAGUCCCAUCUCCACACCUUCACUGGGAAUAAAUUCACGGAGAAACUUUAUCCUUUCUUCUGGAGACUUGGGAUGGAAACUGGCUGACAAUCUGCUCCGGUUCCGCUCCGGGUGUGUAAAAGGGUCGGGUCCCGGGACCGGCGUCAGGAGCGGGGCUCAGGGGCUGUGGGGCAGAAACCCGGUGGACAACAGGUCGGCGCUGAACGGCUCCCAUUUAAUCCCCAAAUUCCGCGUCGUGAAACCCCAGUGAGCGCGGAAAUAAAACCAGGGGGAAUGUAAAUGUGGGAAGAGUGAAAUAAACAGCAACUGGAAUCAGA